Nestor notabilis (Kea) is the source of this 2331-nucleotide messenger RNA. Its product is annotated as CUB and sushi domain-containing protein 3-like. Gene Ontology annotation, biological process: regulation of dendrite development. The transcript is spliced from 16 exons. The record is from RefSeq and is a predicted model, not a curated record. NCBI's taxonomy places the organism in Eukaryota, Metazoa, Chordata, Aves, Psittaciformes, Psittacidae. The annotation marks the transcript as partial.
CUAUAGGUUUGGACUCUUGUCCUGAACCACAGACCCCAAGCAAUGGGAUUAAAAUUGGAGACAGAUACAUGGUUGGUGAUGUGGUGUCUUUCCAGUGUGAUCAGGGCUAUUCUCUUCAGUAUGAAAUGGACACUGAGCUCUUCAAGAGUUGUGAAAGUGUGACGAGCUUGCAGAACUGGUGUAUUUUUGCCAAGAAAAUUUGCUAUGCUCUUGUAUUGGCAAAAGCACAAUGUGGUGGUGCCAUGUCAGACUUCAGUGGAGUGAUCCUCAGCCCUGGGUUUCCUGGCAACUAUCCUAGCAGUUUGGAUUGCACAUGGACAAUAAAGCUGCCUGUUGGUUUUGCAUAUCAGCUACAAAGCUGUCCAGACCCUCGACCAUUUCGUAAUGGUUUUGUUAUUGGGAAUGACUUUACUGUGGGACAAACUAUUUCAUUUGAGUGUUUCCCUGGCUACACAUUAAUUGGAAAUUCAGCUCUGACUUGUCUCCACGGCAUCAGCCGUAACUGGAACCAUCCUCUCCCCAGAUGCGAAGCUCUCUGUGGAGGAAAUAUAACUGCAAUGAAUGGCACCAUAUACUCUCCAGGAUACCCUGAUGAGUAUCCAAACUUUCAAGACUGCUUCUGGCUUGUAAGAGUACCACCUGGAAAUGGAAUCUACAUCAAUUUCACAAUUCUUCAAACAGAGCCAAUAUAUGAUUUCAUAACUGUCUGGGAUGGACCAGACCAAAUUUCUCCUCAGAUUGGACAAUUUAGUGGCAACACUGCAUUAGAAUCAGUCUAUAGCACUUCCAAUCAGAUUCUGAUCAAGUUUCAUAGUGACUUUACUACCAGUGGCUUCUUUGUACUUAGCUAUCAUGCCUAUCAGCUCCGGGUGUGCCAGCCUCCAACAAGUAUACCAAAUGCUGAAAUUCUAACUGAGGAUGAUGAAUUUGAAAUAGGAGACAUAAUAAGAUACCAGUGUCAACCAGGCUUUACAUUGGUUGGUAAUGAGAUUCUGACUUGCCGACUAGGUGAAAGGCUUCAGAUGGAUGGAGCACCACCUACUUGUCAAGUUCUCUGUCCAGCCAAUGAAAUGCGUCUGGAUUCAACAGGAGUAAUACUGAGCCCUGGAUAUCCUGACAGCUACCCAAAUCUCCAGAUGUGUGCGUGGACCAUUACUGUGGAAAAGGGUUAUAAUAUAAGCAUGUUCUUUGAAUUCUUCCAGACAGAAAAGGAAUUUGAUAUACUUGAGGUGUUUGAUGCUCUCUACUGUAGUACUCCAGAGUCCCCUCCACAUGGUUUCAUUGUCAGUCAGACAGGUGGACAGCUCAGCAGCAUGGUUCGCUGGGCUUGCGAUCGAGGCUUUCGUCUCAUUGGGAAAAGUACUGCUGUAUGCAGGAAGUCUCCAUACGGUUAUUACACAUGGGAUGUUCCAGUCCCAGCUUGUCAAGCAAUAUCGUGUGGAAUUCCUAAAGCUCCAUUAAAUGGUGGGAUAUUAACCACGGAUUACUUAGUUGGCACCCGUGUUACUUAUUUUUGCAAUGAUGGAUAUAGACUAUCAGCCAAGGAACUUACUACUGCAGUCUGCCAGCCAGAUGGUACCUGGAGCAAUCACAAUAAAACACCUCGCUGUGUAGUUGUUACAUGUCCAAGCAUCAAUUCUUUUACACUGGAACAUGGAAGAUGGAAAAUAGUGAAUGGUUCACAUUAUGAGUAUAAAACAAAAGUAGUUUUCAGCUGUGAUCCAGGAUAUUAUGGUUUGGGACCAGCAUCUAUUGAGUGUCUUGCUAAUGGCACCUGGAGUUGGAGAAAUGAGAGGCCUUACUGCCAAAUUAUUUCUUGUGGAGAACUUCCUACACCUCCAAAUGGGAAGAAGAUUGGAACUCAAAUCACAUAUGGAUCUACAGCUAUAUUUACUUGUGACUCAGGAUACAUGCUAGUUGGCUCUGCAGUGAGAGAAUGUCUGUCUUCUGGACUCUGGAGAGGAACUGAGACCAGAUGUUUAGCUGGUCACUGUGGUAUUCCAGAUCUUAUAGUCAAUGGUCAAGUAAUUGGAGAAAAUUACGGAUAUAGAGACACAGUUGUAUAUCAAUGCAGUCCUGGGUUUCGGUUGAUUGGUUCUUCUGUACGUAUAUGUCAACAGGAUCACAACUGGUCUGGUCAGCUUCCAUCCUGUGUGCCCGUUAGCUGUGGUCACCCUGGUAGUCCUAUUUAUGGCAGAACAAGUGGAAAUGGUUUCAACUUCAAUGAUGUUGUGACAUUCUCAUGUAAUACUGGGUAUGUUAUGCAAGGACCAACGAAAGCACAGUGUCAGGCUAAUAGGCAGUGGAGCCACCCACCUCCAAUAUGCAAAG